Messenger RNA from Klebsormidium nitens, 1549 nucleotides. The record is from the annotation of a GenBank genome assembly. Lineage: Eukaryota; Viridiplantae; Streptophyta; Klebsormidiophyceae; Klebsormidiales; Klebsormidiaceae.
CUGGCCAUGAUGGAAAUUAUGCGCAAUUUCACCUAAUUUACAGCGCUGCUUCAGGCACCAAUUGCCGCCUAGAAUGCGGCGAUCUGCGCAAUUGUCUUCCCUUUUGCCAAUGUGCAUGCACCCUUUUCAAAUUCAAAGUCGAGUUCUGGCUUUCAAGGAGUGCUAAAACAGCAGAUGUUUCUUCUGAUCCUGCUUCUUUCCUGCUGAGCUCGCAUGGGGUGCGUCCAACCGUCUAAGGCUGACGCUCCUGACGAAACUGCUCAAGUCAGCACCACUUCUGCCAAGCCCAAAGCUGCCCCGGAGGUCUCCACUUCUGCUCCCAGAGUUGAAAGUCCCGUGGAAGAGAAGAAGGUGGUGACAGUGUCCAGCUCUACCCCUGCAGCAGAGACUGCGCCCCUUUCUGUGCCCGUGUCUGCGACUCCCUCCAUUGCAGCACCCACAAUUUUGAGCACGCCAGCAACAAUGGCCAGCAACGCCAAGGUCUACAUUGUAUAUUACUCCACGUACGGCCACAUUGCCAAGUUGGCUGAGGCGAUCAAGAUGGGAGUUGACUCGGUAGAUGGCGUAGAGGGUCACCUCUUCCAGGUCCCCGAGACCCUUCCUGAGGAGGUUCUGGAGAAGAUGCACGCGCCUCCUAAGCCCGAUAUUCCUAUCAUUGACCCUAAGAAGCUAACUGAAGCUGACGGUCUGAUUUUCGGCUUCCCCACCCGGUACGGUAUGAUGGCCGCCCAGUUCAAGGCCUUCCUCGACGCCACCGGCAGCCUCUGGCAGACCCAAGCUCUCGCGGGCAAGCCUGCCGGGAUCUUUGUGGCGACCGGGACCCAGGGCGGCGGUCAGGAGACCACCGCAUUGACCGCAAUCACGCAGUUGGCGCACCACGGCAUGAUCUUCGUCCCGGUGGGGUACAAGUACGGCCCGUCGCUGUUUGACGUGAACGAGGUGCGGGGGGGGUCGCCCUACGGUGCGGGCACCUUCGCUGGGGACGGGAGCCGUCAGCCAACCAAGACCGAGCUGGGCCUAGCCGAGUUCCAAGGCAAGCACAUUGCUGAGGUCACGCUGAAGCUGGCAGCCAAGCCUGCUAUCUAGGCGAGGAUCUCCUCAGCGUCCAGUGUGAAUAUGCAAGCUGCUGAGCACUGCAGAAAAAACGCAAGGAUCUGCAGCACUUUUGAGUAGAUGGCUGUUGGCAAUCUUAGGGUAGUCUGCUGUCAAAAAGGGCUCUUGGCUGGUCACCAACCAACAGCUCUGUUUUGUGACAAAUGCACUUCCAUUAUCAUAUGCUUAAUUCUGUUCAGUAGUUUUGCUCUUUUGUCGUGCGAUCAGCGGCUGUAUCCUGAGCACCAUAGGACAGGUUGGUGCAGCACUCAAAGACUAUAUCAGACAGCUGCAGCCUGCUCUUAGUGGAUAAGCGAUUGGGAUGUUACAGUGACCCCGUCAGUGGGUGACUGUCAUUGAUCCUUACAGCACACGCAUGAGCCUAUGACAGGCAGUCACAUCCAUCAUUGAUUUUCGCCAGAACUUUUUCUGCGUGCAUUGAGUCAUAAUGUGCAAC